Molecule: messenger RNA, 2143 nt
Organism: Nelumbo nucifera (sacred lotus)
Lineage: Eukaryota; Viridiplantae; Streptophyta; Magnoliopsida; Proteales; Nelumbonaceae
Product: transcription factor TCP15-like
Cellular component (GO): nucleus
Molecular function (GO): sequence-specific DNA binding; DNA-binding transcription factor activity
Source: RefSeq, a predicted model, not a curated record
UAGUAAAGCAUUUUUUUUUUCAGAAAACAUUGCUUUUCAAGCCCACCAUAUAAUUCCCACUCAUUGUAUUUGUUGCUUAAAGCUUGCCCUCCUCCCUUAUCUUCUAGAGUCUAGAGGGAGACCCAACCGAGCUCUCAAACGAAUAUGAAAGCUGUUGCAGGCUAACGGUAGAGCGACUACUCUAAUCCCAUCUCACUGCUGAGUGCUGACUUGAUGUUGAUGAGAGAGAGAGAGAGAGUAAGAGAGACCCACAACCAGAAGAGAUUAAAUUAAGUGGGAAUCAUCCCUUCUACAGGUCACAGAAUCACAGGUGAUUAUUAAUUCAUUGUAUGUAUUCUUCUUCUUCUUCUUCCUCUUCUUGUUAUUAUUAUUAGCAGGAGUAGUUCAUCUGUAUGUAAUCGAUCAAAUGGAAGGAGAAAAUGAGAUCCGUAGGCCGAACUUUCCACUGCAAUUACUAGAGAAGAAGGAGGACGAGGAUAUCUGUUCAAGCUCAGGCUACCCAUCUCUAGCUAUAUCCGCCGAGACAAGCAUGAUCCGAUCCAAUUCCAGUCUACAAACGGUCGACCCAGCAGCGAAGAAACCCCCUCCAAAGAGGACUUCGACCAAAGAUCGACACACCAAGGUUGAUGGAAGGGGACGACGCAUCCGUAUGCCUGCUACAUGUGCGGCUAGGGUGUUCCAGCUCACCAGAGAACUGGGCCACAAGUCCGACGGCGAAACUAUCGAGUGGUUGCUACAGCAGGCGGAGCCGGCGGUGAUUGCCGCCACGGGUACGGGCACAAUUCCUGCCAAUUUCACGUCCCUCAACAUUUCACUCCGUAGCUCGGGGUCCAGUAUGUCGGCCCCGUCUCAGCUGAGGACCACGUACUUCAAUCCAAACUUCGCGACAACGCCACAAUUGAGGAUGAGAAGCGAAUGGGAACGCAACAUCAUGGACGAGUCUCAACAACGUCGAAUUCUAUUCCCAGGCGUUGGGUUGUCAUCGGAUAACUCCUCCUCCACCUCCUCCACCUCUACACUGCUAAAUUUUCACACCAACAAUGUAAACCCCAUGAUACAAGCUAAGCAGGAGCUGCGUGACCCAUGUCUAGACAUGUCAGAUACUGAUACUAGUAUUGGCGGGAGAAAGCGUCGACCAGAGCAGGAUCCUUCGUCUCAACAACAUCAAAUGGGAAACUACCUGUUGCAAUCAAGCGCAGGCCCAAUUCCGGCCAGCCAUGGUCAGAUUCCGGCGAAUUUUUGGAUGGUUACUAACCCUAACAACCAAGUGAUGAGUGGUGAUCCCAUAUGGACAUUCCCUUCGGUUAGUAAUACUACUAUGUAUAGAGGGUCCAUGUCCAGUGGGCUACAUUUCAUGAAUUUCCCUACCCCAAUGGCUCUCUUGCCAAGCCAACAGUUAUCUCCUUCGGGCAUCGGUGGUAGCGGUGGCUCAUCCGAGGGACACUUGGGCAUGCUUGCCGCCCUCAAUGCUUAUCGGCCGUUGCCGGGCACCGGCGCUUCUGAAUCUCAGGCGAGUGGGUCCCAACAGCAUCACGGGGGGAGUGAACGACAUGACACGCCUGGUCACCAUUCCUAGAUCACUUACACAUGUACUACCAGAGUCGUAGUGGGUCCGUCUAUUUACUAUAGGAUGGUGGGAACCACGUCUUAUCAGUUUCAGGUGUUGCUCAGGAUGGUGAGCCCCAGUUGCUAGUUAUUGUCAAAACCAAUGUACAAUGUCACUGACUAACAAGAGGAUCAUUCCUCCCUUUUUAUACACGGUGAUUGAUGGCACACUUGAUCGGUUGUGGCUGUUCUUGACCCUCCACAUGGUCCUCCAUCUGACCAAUCAGGAGCAUUCUUCCUCUUGGACGGGAUACUACACAUAAAAUAUGCUUAUACACAUCUUCUUUGACAGUUCUAUAACUAUCAUAUCAAUUUUAUAUUUUAUUUCUUCUCUUAUAUAUGUGUCCAUUUAAGAGGAAGGAUGCUAACUUUUGAGCCUUCCUUAAUAGUAUAUGUAGUCUCCAAAGGGGGCGUUUUUCUGCAACAUACCUGUACUCUGAUGAGCUUGUAGGGACUACAAGUCUGUACCUCUUUUCAGAGAAUAUAAUAUAUUACAUUCUCUGAAGAUGAACAUACAUGACUUUAUUUAUAGUGUUAA